This is a messenger RNA of Marmota flaviventris (yellow-bellied marmot), 1268 nucleotides long. RefSeq names its product hydroxysteroid 11-beta dehydrogenase 1 (gene Hsd11b1). The record is from RefSeq and is a predicted model, not a curated record. Gene Ontology annotation, biological process: steroid catabolic process. Gene Ontology annotation, cellular component: intracellular membrane-bounded organelle; endoplasmic reticulum membrane. Gene Ontology annotation, molecular function: steroid binding; 11-beta-hydroxysteroid dehydrogenase (NADP+) activity. Lineage: Eukaryota; Metazoa; Chordata; Mammalia; Rodentia; Sciuridae.
UAGGACGUUGUAGAAAGCUCUGUAGGUUCUCUCUGUGUGUCCUACAGGGCUCCCGGGGGCCAGGUCCUCAUCUGAUGGCUUUUAUGACAAAAUAUCUCCUCCCCAUCCUGGUGGUCUCCUUGGCCUACUACUAUUAUUCUGCAAACGAGGAAUUCAGACCAGAGAUGCUCCAAGGAAAGAAAGUGAUUGUCACAGGAGCCAGCAAAGGGAUCGGAAGAGAAAUGGCUUAUCAUCUGGCGAAGAUGGGAGCCCAUGUGGCGGUGACAGCGAGGUCAGAAGAAGGUCUACAGAAGGUGGUGUCCCGCUGCCUAGAACUUGGAGCAGCCUCAGCACAUUACAUUGCAGGAACCAUGGAAAACCUGACCUUUGCAGAACAAUUUGUUACCAAAGCAGGAGAACUCAUGGGUGGACUAGACAUGCUCAUUCUCAACCACAUCACCAACUCUCCUUUGGUUUUUUUUAAUAAUGAUACCCAUAUUGUACGCAAAACCAUGGAGGUCAACUUCCUCAGUUAUGUGGUCCUGAGUGUGGCUGCCUUGCCCAUGCUGAAGCAGAGCAAUGGAAGCAUUGUCGUCAUCUCCUCAUUGGCUGGAAAAACAGCUCAUCCUCUGAUUGCUCCUUAUUCUGCAAGCAAGUUUGCUCUGGACGGGUUCUUCUCUUCCCUUAGGAAAGAAUAUUUAGUGACCAAGGUCAAUGUGUCAAUCACUCUGUGUAUCCUUGGCCUCAUAAACACAGAAACAGCCAUGCAGGCAACUUCUGGGAUAUUCAUUGCAGACGCAGCUCCAAAGGAGGACUGUGCCCUGGAGAUCAUCAAAGGGGCAGCUCUGCGGAAAGAGGAAGUAUACUAUGACAAAUCAAUCUGGACCUCUCUCCUGCUAGGAAAUCCAGGGAGGAGGAUCAUGGAAUUUCUCGCAUUAAGGAAAUAUAAUUUUGACAAAUUUAUAAACAACUAGUAACUCCCUUAGGACUGGCCAUGGUAAGGGAUCUUGGGAUGUUCUGUCCAGUAUUUCUUCAAGCUCUAUCCAUGAAAGCAUCUUCCCAGAGGGAUAACUAGAGCACUUCCAGAGACAUGCAAGUCACAGGGUACAUCUCACAAUUGGAAGAAGUUCCUCUAACAUGUGCACAGUGGAAAUUUAAUUGUAAUAAAUGUCAUGAACCACUCUUCAGCCUACAUUUGUGAAACUGAUAGUAACAAUAGGUAUAAUUACAAGGUAGCUAUAUCCAAUUUACCUCGUAUAUGUAAUAAUAUUAUGAUGCUUAAUACAAUA